AGAUUUUAACUAUUUUUUCCUCAGGGAUAUAUUAAUAAAUUAGUUUUCAUACAACUUAUGUUAUACUUUUACUUGACUUUAUAUAAAAAAUAAUCAUGUCAUUCUUUGGAGGAGGCUCCGAUCGCAAAAUGGAAGAUUGCGUUUUUCAGCUGAAGUUCUGCUCAAAGCAGAUGGAAAGGCUAUCAAAAAAGGCAGAAAAGGAUCAAAAGCUGCAAGAGGGAAAAAUCAAGAAAGCUCUCACACAAGGCAAUGUUGAAGGAGCUAGAAUCUAUGCAGAAAAUGCAAUACGUAAGAAGAAUGAGUCUUUGUCAUACCUCAGAAUGGCCUCCAAAGUAGAUGCUGUCCAGAGCAGACUGCAGUCUGCUGUUGCCAUGAAGGGCAUCACUAAAAAUAUGAGCUCUGUUGUGCGGAACCUGGACACUGCCCUCAAUUCCAUGGAUCUACAGAAAAUUUCUGCAGUUAUGGACAAAUUUGAAUCCCAGUUUGAAGACUUGGACGUCAGAACUUCUGUGCUUGAAGGAAGCAUGGGAGCAGCAACAACCCUCUCUACUCCAAAGGAAUCUGUUGAUGCUCUCAUCCAACAAGUGGCUGAAGAAGCAGGACUGGAAGUCCUGGACAAGCUGGGCGAGGCUGGAGCGGCUCCAACCUCAACGAUAGCGGCGGGCGAGCGAACCACGGACUCCGAAGACCAGCUCAGUCGCAGACUGGCGGCAUUGCGAAACUAAAUUUAUGUUACAAUUGUCCAGUGCGCAACUGAAUUUUGCAGUGAGAGUGUAACUAUUCAAUUGGAGGUAAUAGCUAUUCAUUGGGCUCAUGAAAGGCAACUAUGGUCCAAUUUUCUGAAAUCUGAAAUUUCUUUCAAAAUUUGCUGCCUGAUUUUUUUUUAUUGUUGAUUAAUUUGAAUGAUCAGAAGUCAAAGGUUGAAUUGAUAACCUUAACAUUCAUCUAUAAGAUAUAUAUGAUAUUGUAUGUGGCUUAGGCUUGUUAUUCUCUCUAUGACAUUCACAAAAUGCGUGGAACAUCUUUACUCAUUCAAAGAUUGUUAUUAUUUUUAAAACGAUUAUAUUUUUUUCACUAUAAAUCACCAAAGUUGAUUAGCUUCACUAUAUUUCCGUAUGCCUUAUUAUCACCACAAUAUCUGCAUGUGAUUAUACUUGAAGUUGAUAGUAAUUAAGGAGGUACGAUACGAUUAACCUACGUUACAAGAUAUGUUGAAUCUAGCACGCUGUGGGAGCAGCCCACAAGUCAAGUGCAGCAAUAACCUGCCAAAUGAACGUUAUGAUAAUACCAUGUACCUUAUUAUAAACUUAUUUUCUAGCAUCCCCCGAUUUACGACCAUGCUUUUUCUUCCCGCUUCUUUUCAGUCUUUUGUCAAUCAGUUGAUUAUAUUUUGAUGCACUUU
Hyalella azteca is the source of this 1402-nucleotide messenger RNA. RefSeq names its product charged multivesicular body protein 1a-like. The record is from RefSeq and is a predicted model, not a curated record. Gene Ontology annotation, biological process: protein transport; endosome transport via multivesicular body sorting pathway; late endosome to vacuole transport. The coding region runs from base 96 to 725 and encodes 209 amino acids. Lineage: Eukaryota; Metazoa; Arthropoda; Malacostraca; Amphipoda; Hyalellidae. The transcript has 6 exons. Gene Ontology annotation, cellular component: ESCRT III complex; multivesicular body.